Messenger RNA from Vicia villosa (hairy vetch), 1887 nucleotides. RefSeq lists its product as uncharacterized. The transcript is spliced from 4 exons. The coding region runs from base 1 to 1887 and encodes 628 amino acids. Lineage: Eukaryota; Viridiplantae; Streptophyta; Magnoliopsida; Fabales; Fabaceae. The record is from RefSeq and is a predicted model, not a curated record. Gene Ontology annotation, molecular function: zinc ion binding; nucleic acid binding.
AUGGCUGGGAGAAAUGAUGCUGCUCUUGCUGCUGCGUUGCAUGCUGUUACGCAGGCAGUGCAGAAUAACAAUCAGAAUGCUGGAGAUCUUGAAUUCCGUAAUUUGGAAAAGUUCCAGAGUAACAAGCCGCCUACAUUUGAGGGUACUCAUGAUCCAGAUGCUGCACAGAAAUGGCUGAAGUCUAUUGAGAAGAUCUUCAGGGUCAUGGGAUGCAAUGAAGCUCAGAAGGUACAGUUUAGUACUCACAUGUUGGAUGGUGAAGCUGAAGACUGGUGGGAUAACAGUCGUCAGAGAUUGGAAGCGGCAGGUAGUGCUAUUACUUGGACGGUGUUCAGGGCUGAAUUUCUAGAGCGGUAUUUUCCAGAAGAUGUUCGUGGUAAAAAGGAGAUUGAGUUUCUGGAAUUGAAACAGGGAAACUUAACAGUUGCAGAGUAUGCUGCUCGGUUUGAGGAAUUGGUGAAGUAUUGUCCUCAUUACAAUACUGAUGCUGCUAUGAGAUCUAAAUGUAUUAAGUUUGAGAACGGGCUGCGUCCUGAGAUCAAACAGGGUAUUGGCUAUCAGAAGAUUAGAAAUUAUCCGGAGCUGGUGAACAGGUGUAGAAUUUAUGAUGAGGACAACAAGGCUCGAAUUGCUCAUUACAAGACAUUGAGUGAUAAAAGGGGUAAGCAGAGACAUGGAGGUACGCCUUAUAGUGCUCCGGCUGAUAAAGGAAAACAAAAAGCUAUUGUGGGUAAGAAGCCAAGUGGGGGAGGAAUUGCUCCCAAUCCUAUCAAGUGCUUCAAAUGUGGUGGCGUGGGUCAUCGUGCUAAUGAAUGUCAUAAUGAUGUGAAGAAAUGCUUCAAGUGUGGUCGACCAGGUCAUCUUGUGGCAGAUUGUAGAACCAAUAUACCUACCUGUUACAAUUGUGGAGAACAGGGUCACAUCAGCACUCAUUGUCAGAAGCCGAAGAAGUCACAGACAAGUGGGAAAGUGUUUGCAUUGGUGGGAGCUCAGCCUACCAAUGACGAUCGUUUGGAAGAAGAGUUGGCUAAUUCUAUAUCUACAGAGGAAUUGAGAAUCUUGUUGGAAGAUGAAGCUAAAAUGUUUGCUGUGUUUGCCUCACUAUCAAUUGAAGGCAAAGCGUCGAUUAAUGAGUUACCGGUGGUGAGGGAAUUUCCAGAAGUGUUUCCUGAUGACAUUACAGAGUUGCCUCCGAAGAGAGAAGUGGAACUUGUAAUUGAUCUUGUUCCUGGUACCAGACCCAUAUCUAUGGCACCAUACAGGAUGUCUGCAUCAGAGUUGGCAGAAUUGAAAUCUCAGAUAGGGGAGUUGCUUGAUAAGAAGUUUAUUAGACCCAGCGUGUCACCGUGGGGAGCCCCAGUGUUGUUGGUUAAAAAGAAGGAUGGUAGUAUGUGUUUGUGUAUUGAUUAUCGUCAGAUGAAUAAAGUAACCAUUAAGAAUAAUAAGAUUGAUUUGAGAUCGGGUUAUCAUCAAAUUCGAGUUAAAGAUGAUUAUAUUCAGAAAACGGCUUUCAGAACUCGUUAUGGACAUUACGAAUAUGCAGUGAUGUCGUUUGGAGUGUCUAAUGCUCCAGGUGUGUUCAUGGAAUACAUGAAUCAUAUAUUUCAUGCUUACUUAGAUCAGUUUGUGGUAGUUUUUAUUGACGACAUUCUGAUUUAUUCUAAGUCAGAAGAAGAUCAUGCAGAACAUUUAAGGACUGCGUUACAGGUGUUGAAAGAUAACAAGUUGUUUGCGAAGCUUUCGAAAUGCGAGUUUUGGUUACAAAUAGUGAGUUUCUUAGGACAUGUGAUUUCUGGUGAUGGCAUAGCAGUGGAUCCAUCAAAGCUUCAGAGAACUGAAGAAGAAACUGACUACGGCACCAGUAUUGGUUCUACCAAGUCCUCAUGA